Messenger RNA from Plasmodium relictum, 894 nucleotides. It is a transcript of the gene WARP, whose product is annotated as von Willebrand factor A domain-related protein, putative. The record is from RefSeq and is a predicted model, not a curated record. Lineage: Eukaryota; Apicomplexa; Aconoidasida; Haemosporida; Plasmodiidae. The transcript has a single exon. The coding region runs from base 1 to 894 and encodes 297 amino acids.
AUGAAAAGUACAAGGAUAGUAUCAUUUUUCAUGCUAUUAUUAGCAUUUUUCACUAUAUCUACAUAUGAAAAAAUGAAUGUUGUAUCACAUAGUUCUGCUUCAAGGGCUGGUGAAGGAGGCAAAAAUGGAAAAGUUAUAACGUGCACUGUUGAAUACAUAAUUAAUGGUGACGUGGAUAUUGAUGAUGGUGGAUUCUGUGACAGUCAAGCAUCAUGCUCAUCCAAUCCAGAAUCAGAUGUUAGCGGUAAUUACUGUGAUAAUUAUUAUGAUAUAACAUUGAUUGUAGAAGAAUCAAAUUUUGUUCAAAGGGAUUAUUGGAUAAAAGGAACAAUACCAUUUUUAGAAUCAAUGAUAAGAAAUGUAAGGGUCAGUAAGGACAAAGCUCAUAUGUCUAUUGUACUUUUUGAUCGUGAUCAAAGAGUUAUAGUUCCAUUUACAGAUGAAAUUAGUCAAGACAAACAAAAGUUGAUAGAAAAAGUCAAAACAAUAAACGACGUAGGAAGAAGUCCCGAUGCAUUAUAUGUUUAUGCAUUAGAAUAUGCAUUGGAAAAUGUUAUAUUUGGUGAUGGAACAAGAAGUGAUGCUCCUAAAGUAGCAGUAUUAUUUUAUUAUGGAUAUGAUUAUGGAGCAAACAAACAUUUAAUACCGGAUGUAGUUGAAGAUUAUAAAGAAAAGAAUAUAAAACUUAUAAUAGUAGGAAUUGCCCUGUCUAAUAGGGAUAAUGCAUAUUUACUUGCAGACUGUUCUAUUAAUGAUAACAAUUGUACUAACGUAGUAUUUCAACCAUGGGAUUUUGUAAUACCAGCAGCAGCACAAGUAAAAGAAAUAAUAUGCAAUAAGGACAAAUCUGAAAACCAAUCUCCUUCCAUGAUUCAAAAAAUAGUGUAUAAAUAA